Molecule: messenger RNA, 467 nt
Organism: Oryzias melastigma (Indian medaka)
Lineage: Eukaryota; Metazoa; Chordata; Actinopteri; Beloniformes; Adrianichthyidae
Product: NADH dehydrogenase [ubiquinone] 1 beta subcomplex subunit 1-like
Exons: 3
Coding region: 164-334 (56 amino acids)
Cellular component (GO): mitochondrion
Source: RefSeq, a predicted model, not a curated record
UUGUAUAUUGUACAUAAAUAUAAAGUUUUGCCAAAUACUAGCUCUGCUAGUUAGCUCUAAUGAAUUUAUCCACGUCGUUGACACUGAAUUGGUAGAGUCCGAUGUCCUUCGCUUGGUGACUCGGUAGCUAAAGGCCGCGGGUUUGUACAAAAAUAAGGAAGCUAUGGUGAAUCCUGCAGCCCGUCGAUACUGGGUACAUUUAUUUGUCCCUGCGGGCUUUGUGAUUGGAUGGUACCUCGAUAAGCUGCAAGACCAGAAGCUGACGGCUUUUAGAAACAAGAGUGCGUUGUUCGGAAGGGAGCUGAAGCCUGACGAGGAGGUGACCUGGAGGUAGAGGAGUAAACAUCCUCUCAGCUGUAAAUGAUUUCUGUUGGUCCUGAGAUCCAUGUACAUAAGAAGAGUCAUGUGACUCUCUUGUCACUUCCUUUGAGUUGUAUCAAACAAUAAUAAAUGAUGGUCUCGAAGAA